This is a messenger RNA of Dromaius novaehollandiae (emu), 2892 nucleotides long. It is a transcript of the gene GPR135, whose product is annotated as G protein-coupled receptor 135. Gene Ontology annotation, biological process: G protein-coupled receptor signaling pathway. Gene Ontology annotation, molecular function: G protein-coupled receptor activity. The record is from RefSeq and is a predicted model, not a curated record. Lineage: Eukaryota; Metazoa; Chordata; Aves; Casuariiformes; Dromaiidae. The coding region runs from base 56 to 1324 and encodes 422 amino acids. The transcript has a single exon. Gene Ontology annotation, cellular component: endosome; plasma membrane.
GCCUCCUCUGGCGCGGCGGCGGGGCGGAGCGGGCGGCGGGGCACGCCGGCUGCGCAUGGAGCCCGCCGCGGCCUGGAGCAACCUCUCCCGCGGCGGCGGCGGCGGCGGCGGCGGCGGCGGCAAUGACACGGCGGCGGCGGCGGCGGGGUGGUCGGCGGCGGCGCUGGCCUCGCAGGCGCUGGCGCUGCUGCUCAUCUUCGCCCUGUCGGCGCUGGGCAACGGCGCCGUGGUGCUGGUGAUCGCCCGGCACCGGCAGCUCCGCACGGUCACCAACGCCUUCGUGCUGUCGCUGUCGCUGUCGGAGCUGCUGGGCGCCCUGCUCUGCCUGCCGCUGGCCUUCCUCAGCCUGCUGAGCCGCCCGCCCGGCGCCUGGCUCUUCGGGCAGCGCCUGUGCCUGGCCAGCGCCGCCCUGCACGCCGGGCUGGGCAUCGCCGCCACCCUCACCAUGGCCCUGCUCUCCUUCGACCGCUACUGCGCCAUCGUCCGCCAGCCCCGCCACAAGAUGGGCCGCCGCCGCGCCGCCCGGCUCCUGGCCGCCGUCUGGCUGGCGGCGCUGGCCCUCGCCGGGCCCUGGUACGGGCUGGCGGGCGAGGGGCGGCGGGAGGCCCGGCCCGGCGCCUACCGCUGCGUCUACGUGCUGCCCUGGGGCUCGUCCCGCCUGGGGCCGCCCUACGGCGCCGCCCUCAUCGUGCUCUGCUACCUGCUGCCCUUCGCCCUCAUGUGCUUCUGCCACUACAACAUCUGCCGGGCCGUGCGGCUGGCCGAGAGCCGCGUGCGGCCCCUCACCACCUACGGGCACCUGCUGCGGGCCUACGGCGAGAUGCGCACGGCCACCACCGUCCUCAUCAUGAUCGUCUCCAUCAUCUGCUGCUGGGGGCCCUACUGCGUGCUGGGGCUGGCCGCCGCCGCCGGCCGCCUGCCCUUCUCGCCCACCAUGGACGCCGUGGCCAGCGGCAUGGCCUGGGCCAACGGCGCCAUCAACCCCCUCAUCUACGCCGCCCGCAACCCCAACAUCUCCGUGCUGCUGCGGCGCAGCCGCGAGGGCGGCUACAGGACUAGGAACAACGUGGCCGCCUACCUCUCGGCCCCCGGCCGCCGGCCGGAGCCCCGGGGCAGGGCCGAGCGCGUCCGCGAGCGCUACGUCAACCGGCCCGGCGGCCCCCCGGGCAGCGCCCCGUCCUCCUCCAGCCCGGCCAGCGGGGCAGAGGUGGCCAUGUGGGCCUGCAAGAACCCGGCCGUCCUCUUCUGUCGGGACGGGCAGCCCGACACCGUCUCGGAGGCCACCUUGCAGGCCAAAGCGGACACGGUGGACACCAGCCUCUGACGGGGUCGGGGUGCCUGGACGCGGAGGGGGGUCCAGCCGCGGGUCGUCUCCCUGGGGAAACACCCGGCAUUUGGAGCUGCGCACAGCCGGGUUAGCAGGAAACCGGCGAGACGGGACUGCGGGAGCCAUGGUGCGAGAUAUAUCUCUUUUUUCCAUCGUGCGAGCCCUGUUUUGGUGAAUGGCUCUGCACAUGGUGAGGAGGGGUCCGUGGGGAAGGGGGCUCCCCCUUUGCGCACGUCGGACCCUGGCAAGAGCAGCUCAAGGCAGCCAGCGCGAGAGCUGGGCUGCAAGAACGAAGCAGCGGCUGCUCCGGUUCUGCAGAAAGUGCUCGAGGGAGGCUGAGGGACAGACGCACGGAUACAGCACGAGCCGACGGACUGUUGUGAGCUGUUUGCUAAGUGCUAAAACAGCGACGGGGAGCUGCACACUGACAGCCGAAAGACGCUCAGAGAAACAGCGCGCUGUGAAAGUGCAGCACGGCAGGAAAACGUUGCAUUAACCCAUCAGAUGUGGAAGUGAAGAAAGUCGCAAUCUGUAGGAUGGAAUAAAAAAGUGAUCUUUUACGAUGCUUUAAAAAAAAAAACAAACUCCCAGAUAGAUACAACAAAACAGCAAUUGCUGUGACAGAUGUCUACAGACAGAAAACGUGUGCUGCUGGCAGGGAGGGAGAGGAAGAUGAAACUUCAGUUGUUAGAAUUUCAGCAGCCUCUUCUUUUUUUUUACAGGUACUAUCAGCUUAAAAAUACUAAGAAUAUGAGAAAUAAGAGCUCUGCAGGCAAAACUGAGGAAGAGGGUGUGGGUGUGGACUCUGGUAUCGCUGGGUUUGUGCACAAGGUGUGCGUUUUCUGUUUGAGCUCAUCUCACAUCUCUAACGCAGUUUAACUGUAUUUAGAGGAGCCCUGCAGGAGAGGUGAGUAUCUGAAAGGCGAAGUAAAGCAAUAUUGUGUGUCCUUUGUGUGCUUAAGCGUGUGAAAAUGUGUAUGUGCACAGAACAGGUAUUACUGGCUUGAUAGCAGCCAUCUACUGCUAGAAUGUAAUGUUUAAAAACUAGCUCUGUUUGCCACUGAAAAAUGAAAAUAAUACCAGACAGCUGAAGUGCACAGCAUACAUUCAUAUGAAUUUAUUUAUACAAAUUUUUGCCCACAGGCUCAGAGGCUUAAAGCCUUAAAUUAGUGUCUUGACCCAGAAAUUAAGAUUGGGCUUUCCUCUGUCUUCACCAAACUUAAACGAGAAAGAAAGGCUGUGUUUUUCUUGUACAGUAUUUAAACAUACAGUGUUACUGUGUUUCCAGCUUUUUCAGCUGUUUGUGGCUCCAGUGAACAUACUAUCGUUAUUUUGCAAGUGAGACAAGAAAUAAAUUAUCUUUUAUGCAGAAGAUUAAAGUGUCUCAGCCUGGCAUAAUUCUUAGCCUUGAAAGGGAAACUUCUGAAAAAAAUUGCCAGAUGAGUGAUUAUAGAAAGAGACCUAAUAGUUUGUGAAAUUUUAAUGUAAUCACUUUUCCUGCUGUAAUCAUUUCUGUAAUUUUCAUCUGUCAUGUUCCUGAAGUCCGUAAGGAAAAAUUUCAACUC